CGGGAGAAGAGCUGGCUAUUUAGAGUCAUGCAGGAGCUCCAGUCUUCGCCAGAUUGUCAUUCAAUGAAGCGUGACUAAGACCUUGAUCCCCUCAGUUAACCUCAGCACCCAGGAUUUUGGACUACUCCUCACAUCAAGCUACCUGCCUGCCUGCUCGCCCUGCCUGCAACCAAGCUCACAACACCAUCCACAGAUAACAUCUCCUGGUUCACCCCUCCACAGUCAGUCUCACGCAGAAACAGUAAGCCGCUGUCAAUGCUGACACAACCCAGCACCUUUCCCUGCAAUAACCCUCUGCCCUUUCCACAGAAGAGUUGCCCGGACCUGGAUCAAGCUACCAACACUUAUCAUUAAUAAACAUUGUCGCACCUUUCUCCUGGCUGUCUGAGUGUUCUGCUUUUGGGUCCGCUUCCUGGUACCGCGGCUGCAGGCCGUGUCAUAACUCUGCUCCAAUAUGCAUUGUGAAGCUCAUGUGAUGCAAAAUACUACCCACAAUCAGCAAAACUUGAACACAAUGAACAUACCUGGUGUCAAUCAGUAAACACAACGACUCAUAAUUGAAAACACCUAUUGCAAAUGAUGUGACCACACCUAUAUAAGUCAGUGCAGUUUGCUGAAAGUUCAAAAACAAAAAUGGAUGAUGAAGACAGAAGAAGAGGAGUUUGUGUCAGAGAAGGGAGAGGAGUUUGUGUCAGAGGAGGCAGAGGAGCGGGCCGAGGAGGGAGAGGAGAAGGAGGGCAAGCAAGACAACGCAUUUUCAUUACAGAUGAAAUGAGAGCAACAGUCAUUGACCACGUCAUUGUCCACGGCAUGACAAUGACCGAAGCGGGACAACGAGUCCAACCAAACCUCAGCAGAUUCUCAGUGGGCACCAUUAUUCGGGCCUUCAGAGAACACAACAGAGUUGAAAGAUUGCCAUUUGCAGGUGGGAGGGCUUCCAGAUUCACACCAGCCCAAGAGGUCCUCAUUGUGGAUAUGGUUCGGGAGAACAAUGUGAUCAGACUACGGGAGAUACGGGAGAGGAUCAUUGGUGACAAUUUGAACUUUCCGACCAUUGACAAUGUCAGCCUGACAACCAUAGACAGAGUCCUCAAGCGCCAGAGAGUAAGAAUGAAGCAGGCCUAUAGGGUACCCUUUGAGCGCAACUCUGGAAGAAUAAAACACCUCCUUCACCAGUAUGUGCAAAGGAUGUUCCAGUUGGAGUCCAUGGCCAGACCCCAUGAAUUUAUAUUUGUGGAUGAGGCUGGCUUCAACCUCACAAAAAGGAGGAGGAGAGGCCGUAACAUCAUAGGACAGAGAGCUUUCGUUGAUGUGCCCGGCCAACGUGGAGGAAACAUCACUCUCUGCGCUGCCAUGAGUUCUAGAGGGCUUCUCCACCGGCAUGCUGAACUUGGUGCCUACAACACUGAGCGUCUCCUCACCUUCCUAGGAGAGCUCAGAGAUGUUUUGCAUGACAAUGACCACCUGAAUGCUCGGCCAGCAGAUCACCACGACCAGCAGAUUCCUGGACCAGCUGAUCUUCCCAUAUACGUCAUCCUCUGGGACAAUGUUAGCUCCCAUCGCAGCAUCCAGGUCAGAGAGUGGUUUAACAUCAAUCAGCAAUUCAUUAAUGUGUGUCUGCCACCCUACUCUCCGUUCCUAAACCCAAUAGAGGAGUUCUUCUCAGCAUGGCGGUGGAAGGUCUAUGACCGCCAACCUUACACUAGAGAGAACCUUCUCAGGGCUAUGGACCUGGCCUGUGAUGAUGUGGCUGUGGAGGCGUUCCAAGGCUGGGUGCGGCAUGCCAGGGCAUUCUUCCCACGUUGUUUGGCUAUGGACAAUAUUGCCUGUGACGUUGAUGAGGUCCUGUGGCCCGACCCAGCCCGACGACGUGAUGCCUCUCCAUGAUUUCGGUGUCAACAUACAACAUACUGUGUCAAUUUUCAACGUACUGUAAUAAAAGAAAUCGCACCCUGAACAUUGUGUUCUCAAUUGUUACUGUACAGUAUCUAUUGUGUGUAAUGGAUCCUCCAUGGAGUUUAGUACUCAUUUUUGCAUUGAGUUGUGAUAUUACUGCAUUUUCUGCAUUAUGUAACUAUUCCCAUGAAAUGCACAAAUCUAUAGAAAAUGCCCAAAACAUAUUUGAGAAUAAAUAAGGGUUGCUCAAAUGCAUCCUGGCAGUUGUGAAACUGUAAAAAGAACAGUCUCACACUGUGAAAAUUGUGCUUUCAAUUUUUUUGGUAAUGUGGUUAAUGAUGCUCAGUAGUGUUUACAUUUUUGCAGGCCUUGAGUGGUAUUUUGGUGUCAGUUUGCUUUUGAGCAUAUGAGCAACUGUUUUGGUGUGAUGGGUUGGUUUUGAAAAGAAACUGUGAGGUUUAGUGUACGUAGCUUUAGAAAAGUGUUUUGUGUUUAGAGUUUUGUGAAAAGUGAGGGCAGUAUCGUGAAAUGUGUUUAAGCAAUAGAGGAAAAACUGUAUUAUUAGUGGCCCUACACCCUGUGAUGACUGAAUAAUUGUGUGUUUUCAAACAUUGUGUGAAAUUUCAAACUGGUCGUCCUGCAGCCAUCCUCUAAAUUUA
Messenger RNA from Melanotaenia boesemani (Boeseman's rainbowfish), 2555 nucleotides. RefSeq lists its product as uncharacterized. Gene Ontology annotation, molecular function: nucleic acid binding. The transcript has 4 exons. The record is from RefSeq and is a predicted model, not a curated record. Lineage: Eukaryota; Metazoa; Chordata; Actinopteri; Atheriniformes; Melanotaeniidae. The coding region runs from base 634 to 1887 and encodes 417 amino acids.